UUGUCAUCUAGUUUGUUCACGCCGGGAAGAUAAAGGGCGAGAUACUUUAGAAAGCUUAUGGAUACGUUCCAAUCGGUGGCGGACUCUCGGUUUGAUAGCUCUAAUGGAUGGACGCAAGUCGCGUCUUCGAAGCGCUAUCGGAAGCAAAAGCGGGCGGCGAAUAGCGGCGUUUCCGGCAUGAUAUUUCCGAAUGAACGAUCGAUCCUGCCGGAUUUGGAGGAUGAACUGAAUGGUGCUGGUGCCAGGGAUGGGAACCUGAAGAAGGAGGAGAAGGAGGAGGAGGAGGAGAAGGAGGAGGAGAAGGAGAAGGAGAAGGAGAAGGAGAAGGAGAAGGAGAUGGAGAAGGGGGAGAUGGAGAGGGAGAUGGAGAUGGAGAAGGAGAAGGAGAAGGAGAAGGAGAAGGAGAAGGAGAAGGAGAAGGAGAAGGGGGAGAUGGAGAUGGAGAGGGAGAUGGAGAAGGAGAAGGAGGAGGAGAAGGAGAAGGAGAAGAAGAAGAAGAAGAAGCAGAAGCAGGCCUCCCAAGCUGGUUGAGAAAUUUUUGGAUUUGAUUUAUUUGCCCCAAAACAUAUGAACUUAUAUACCACAACCCAAAAGAAGCAAGUCUCUCUCUUUCAACACUCCAUGUAGUACUCUAUCGAUGUUGUCAUGAAAACUCUUUCAGCACAAAGCAAGAAGGUAACUCAUUUGUUUACCGAAGAAACAAAUUAAGGUGAG
This is a messenger RNA of Arabidopsis arenosa, 714 nucleotides long. NCBI's taxonomy places the organism in Eukaryota, Viridiplantae, Streptophyta, Magnoliopsida, Brassicales, Brassicaceae. The record is from the annotation of a GenBank genome assembly.